CUAGGCGAACCGAGGACCUUCGCGCCUGCACUUGCCUAUACAAUUCUGGCUUUGCGUGCAGCUCAAGAGGCGAGCAAGAGUGUUUACAUUCGCUAUCCAGACGGCGGUCAACUAACAUCCAUCCGCUGCAUCAGGAGCAUAACCAUUGAAGGAUCAGUAUAAGAAUUGAAAGCUGAACUGAUCGAAGAAUAGUAAUAAAUACUUAGAAGAAGGAAGCUGCAGGACUCGAACAAAAACAAAAACUGUGUGAUCCAGUGUGAUGUGUAGUGCGAAGCCACGUGUUCGUUAAAAGUGUGUUAACUUUGCAAGAACGACGCGGACGCGAACGUUCGCGUCUUCCAAGUUACCACGACGGCGUCGCCAGCAGCCAUGACCCAACACAGCGACGCUUCCAGCGACCGCUCCGAGGUGUCUGUGACACCACCGCCGCCGGUCUCCAAGAUGCUGGAGUUCGCCAGCCAGCAGAACCUUAGUUUCCUCAACCUGGAGCACAGAAACAUGCUAGCAGCACCUUUGGCCGCCCUCCACUCCAUGACUGAGAUGAAGACGCAACCGCAUCUGACGGCCGACCACCUGCACAGCCAGGAAAAAAGUGACGCGGAUGUCCUGUUGGAGCGUACAAGUUUGCACGUAGAACGCUCCAGCUUGAUAUCAAGGAGUCCUCUCGGUGCCACCUCGAACAGUAACAGCUCGCAGGGCGCGAAUCCUCACGGCAUCGACCACAUCCUGUCGAGGCCGUCGCAGGUGACGACAGGGCCGCUGCACUUCCCGCAUAGCAUCAGCUUCUCUCAGAACUCGCUGGGGAUGGCCUCCAACAACGCGCAGGGACCGUCGAACUCCGGCUUGAGGGGCUUCAAUAUUGCCGCCGCCGCUUUCUUCCAUCACCACGCCGCCAAUUCGGUGAACAAGCCGCCCGUAGAGUUGGGUCGGUCCGCCGGCGGACUCUACUGGCCCGGCUUCCAAGGUCUCGUCGCCAAUCCCAUCGCCUGGAGGGACAGAUUAUCCGCAAGAAUGAACCAACGUUCCGGACUACCCAAUCUCGAUUACUGCAUGAAUCAAGGAGGCCUCAGCGUCGCAUCCGACAAAGACGCUAAGAAGAAACACACAAGGCCGACAUUCUCUGGACAACAGAUCUUCGCUCUGGAGAAAACAUUCGAACAGACCAAAUACCUGGCGGGUCCUGAGCGAGCCAAGCUUGCCUACGCUUUGGGGAUGACCGAAUCGCAAGUCAAGGUAUGGUUCCAGAACCGGAGGACAAAAUGGCGAAAAAAGCACGCCGCCGAAAUGGCAACCGCAAAGCGGAAACAGGAAGUCCUCGACAACCAGACGGACGAGAACAGCGACGUCAUAUCCGACAACGAGGAGGAGCAUUUGGCCAAGAGACCCAACCUCCAGUGAAGCCCCAAAAAAAAUUCUUCUCGACAAAAAUAGAGAGAGUAAAAUGUUUUGUAUAUAAACUGAAACAGUGUAGUGAACGAGUGCAGAUACGACACACACACUAAACCACUUACAUGUACACAGACACACACAGAGAAACACAUGCAGACAUAGCCAGAGACAUUUCGUUUUUAGUGACCUGUAAAAAUGUUACAUAUUAUAUGUAUACGCGUAUAAACGUUAUUCAUUAAAUUGCAAGUAGGAAAAGGGACAAAAGCCCUUUUCGCUUUGUCGCAUCAUUCCCUGAGGCGAUGGAAACGCCUGAAAAAUUUUGAAAAAAAAAAUGAAAAAAAUCAAAAUAAAGGGAAUGAUUCAAUGUAUAUACGAUGUUGAUUUUUGUUAUUUGUUCGUUUCAAAACUAUUAUUAUUAUUAUUUGAAAAAUAUAUUUUUGACUUUCAUUUUGU
Nicrophorus vespilloides is the source of this 1842-nucleotide messenger RNA. It is a transcript of the gene HGTX, whose product is annotated as homeobox protein Nkx-6.1. The transcript has 4 exons. Gene Ontology annotation, biological process: regulation of transcription by RNA polymerase II; cell differentiation. Gene Ontology annotation, molecular function: RNA polymerase II cis-regulatory region sequence-specific DNA binding; DNA-binding transcription factor activity, RNA polymerase II-specific. The record is from RefSeq and is a predicted model, not a curated record. Gene Ontology annotation, cellular component: nucleus. The coding region runs from base 370 to 1398 and encodes 342 amino acids. NCBI's taxonomy places the organism in Eukaryota, Metazoa, Arthropoda, Insecta, Coleoptera, Silphidae.